CUUCUUAACAUAGCCAGGAUUGGCUCCCUUGAAAUCGUGCUCAAUUCAGCAAGGAUAAUCGUUAACAAUCACUAAACACUCGAAACCUAUUCAUCAUUAUUGUGUUAUCAAGACCGCAUCUCUUGGCGCGUAUCUCUCACUUUCAUCAUUGCAAAACGCCGCUCCAUCUUUCGAUUUUGACAUCAUCUCUUCCAGUCAUAACACAAUUAGCCCAACGGUAACACUUGCAUUCAGCUUGUGCACGUCUAUUCCACUCGUUCAUCUUCCAUCAUCCCCCAAAGGGCUUACUGUGAAAGUAUGACCCAAUCAAAUUCGGCAGAUGGCGAGAAGGAUAAGAUAAAAGCAAGUUUGAAAUCAUGGUGCCGUUCAAUGCUGUUUUUGGUGAACCUUUGCGAAAAUCUCUCAAAUAUGCAAGCGUGGCAAUCUCCAUGGCUGGGGAAGACGGAAAACAAUACGUAUGGGGAUAUGUGCCCAUCAUUGUUGCAAAAACAGGUCUGUUCCUGAAAGAGAAUGCGACAGAGGUCGAAGGUGUAUUCAGAAUCGCAGGAUCGCAAAAGCGGAUGAGAGAAUUGCAAGAAAUCUUUGAUACCGCACCUCGUUAUGGCAAACAUCUAACAUGGGAUAAUUACAGCGUUCAUGAUUGUGCGAGCGUGCUCAGAAGAUACCUGAAUCAGAUGCCAGAGCCAAUCGUUCCUUUGGAUCUGUACAACGAGUUUCGAAAUGUCAUGUCGCGUAAGCCAGUGGACGAUGCAGCUGCUAUCAAGACAUACAGGCUAUUAACGGAAUCUAUGCCACCCGCGAAUCGAUAUCUGCUUUUGUAUGUUUUGGAUCUUUUGGCUGUGUUUGCCCGAAAGAGCGAUAUCAACUUGAUGCCGGCGAGCAAUCUGGCAGUCAUCUUUCAACCGGGCAUUUUUUCUCAUCCAUCUCAUCUAACUGAUGCAAACGAACACAAGCUUGCGGUGGAAGUACUGCAAUUCCUGAUCGAACAUCAGGAUCACUUCGUUCUGGCAGUCUCUCCACCAGCACCGACGAAUAUCGAAUCAGCAGAUUUGACCAGUGUAUCAAGGCCCGCCGAGCCUUUGGCGCCAGAUGUUGCCGAAUUGAGCGAUAGUGAUGAGGAGUUUGGCGAAUUGAUAGUUCAUGAAGGAGGUGGUGCUAAAUUGGCAAGGAGAUCGACCACGAAUGAGAGCAAAUCAAAGAGGCGAGGCUUGUUUAGUCGAUCACGAAAGACGCCAACACCUCCUGAAGUAUCAAAGCGACCGGCAACGGCUGAUGCUCAACCAGAACCUAUUGCAGAGACAGGCAAAAGCAAAGCACGCGAACCGCCAUCACCUAAAGGCGAGAUUCAUGAAGUUGGAAUACGUAGUGGAACGAAGAAAGAAGAUACCCCGUUGCCUACAAAAGUUGGCGUAAGAAGAAGUAAAACAGUUCCAAGUCGUAAAGCCAAAGAGCAAAAUGGUCAAAGAAGCGUUUCGGCUAGCAAGGCAAGCCCAACGACUGCAAUCACCACUUCUGCACCUGCUGAAGAACUUACAACACAUACCGAAGAGACUACGAAUCCUCCUGUUGAGACACAAACUUCACCACCAACCACCACCAAAUCCGACAUUCCCGCCAUUGAACCUGAUCUUCCCACUCCACCCAAUUCGAAACAUUUGGACAAUCCGGUUACCGCACAAACAUCAUGAAAAAAUGGACUUUUCUCCCCGCUUUCUUAAAAAUUUUCCACAACUUUGGUAAAGGUACAAAAACACGCAAUCACGACAUACCAUAUACCCUUCGUCAUUGUCAUUCGUCUUUUCUUUUCAUCGUCAUGGUUUUCUUUGUUUUCUCUCUUUCUCAUCCAUUUCUCUUUUUUUUCAGAUUGUAUCGAAAUUAUCAAUUUCGUUUAUACAAUUUCAUGCUGGUAAUAGUAGUAAAAAUACAAAAAAG
Molecule: messenger RNA, 1932 nt
Organism: Meira miltonrushii
Lineage: Eukaryota; Fungi; Basidiomycota; Exobasidiomycetes; Exobasidiales; Brachybasidiaceae
Product: RhoGAP-domain-containing protein
Exons: 2
Coding region: 357-1688 (443 amino acids)
Biological process (GO): regulation of fungal-type cell wall organization; signal transduction; activation of GTPase activity
Cellular component (GO): cell cortex
Molecular function (GO): GTPase activator activity
Source: RefSeq, a predicted model, not a curated record